AUGAUCAGCGAUGAGCUGCUGACCUGGUUUGUCCAGGUGAUGAACUGGUACGUCGGCGCCCUCGUCGGCCCCCUCGGCCUCCUGUUCAACGUCAUCAACAUCGUCGUCUUCAUCAAACUGGGUUUCUCGGACACCACCAACAUCUCACUGCUGAGCCUGGCCGUGGCGGACACCGGGGUCCUGUUGACCACGGUGGGUUACUGCGUCAUGCACAGCCCCCCUCGUUCUCGACACGACGGUCAAGGAAGUCAGGGACGUGCUGAACUUUUCGGUGCUGGGCUCGUCGCACAUCCUGUUCAGCCGGAUCGCCGGGCUCUUGACGGCCUUCAUCACGAUGGAGCGAUUUUUGUGCGUCGCGUGGCCAUUUCAAGUGAGAUCUCUGAUCACGCCAGCGCGAACAACCGUUGUUGUCGUGAGCAUUUACGUGUUUAUGACGUGCAGCAGCAUCCCAAUUUUCUUAGCCAAUCAAAUCGGUACAAGCUACAACCCGGAGCUGAACGCAACCGUCUACGGCCUGGUGACGCUGCCAAACUCGGGAGAUCUCGAAAGCGUGACCCUGACCGUUCACAUGAUCGCGCAGAUGACGUCGUUCGUCGUGGUCGCAGGGUGCACCCUCGGGUUGAUUCGGUCGCUCGUCAGGGCCUCGAGGUGGAGGACCGCGACGACGUCGUCGUCGUUGCGGUUGGCGUCCGUUACGAGCGCCGACGUGUCCAGUCGGGACAAGCAGCUGGUCAAGAUCACCGUCCUCAUAUCCAUCGUGUUCAUCGUCUGCCUGCUGCCGACGGUGGUCGGCAACCUGGUGAUGAUCUUCGUCAAGGACUACAGCAUCAAGGGAAGUUUCAGGAACGUGUUCGUGUUCACGUUCAUCGUCUUUUACUUCCUGGACGCCGUCAACUCGACCGUGACGAUCUUCAUCUAUUUCAGACUGAGUUCCCGAUACAGGGCUCAAUUCGUGGCACUCUUUAG
Lymnaea stagnalis (great pond snail) is the source of this 966-nucleotide messenger RNA. Lineage: Eukaryota; Metazoa; Mollusca; Gastropoda; Lymnaeidae. The record is from the annotation of a GenBank genome assembly.